Molecule: messenger RNA, 2406 nt
Organism: Styela clava
Lineage: Eukaryota; Metazoa; Chordata; Ascidiacea; Stolidobranchia; Styelidae
Source: RefSeq, a predicted model, not a curated record
UGCAAGGCAUGGGUUAUAUUUGGGCGCUCCAGAAGUUUACUUACCAAUAAAAAGGUAACUAAUUUUGUCCACCUACUGACAUCAAAUUAUAUAAAGGGAAUUUUAGUUCUUCAAACGGCUUCGGGAAUCGCACUUUUGGCACAUUGUUUUAAUCCCACCGUAUGGUUCCAUCUACAGUAUAUGGAAUGGAUAUGAAAUUAUUUAUUAUAAUUUGGGUUUAUAUGGAUGGAAUAUAUAGAAACGCAGCGGAAAACUGAAGAUAUUUGGUAUUAGUUAAGCAUGUUAACUAGGAUAGUAUUUGCAAUAACAGCAAGCAAUACGCGUGAAAGAAUAAGAAAUGGGGAAUUUCUUUGUCCGUAGACGCCUAAAACGAGAAGUCAAUGAGGCCACUCGAAAAAAUACAAAGCCUUCUAAGAUUGCAGGAUUAAGGCAACAUGAUUUUCAAGUUACGCCUACUUUAGUGGAAGUUCAUUUCUACGAAACUGGGGCCGACGAACGAGAAUACAAACCCGAGAAAUCAUUUAGUCCACUUAAACAUGCCCAGGGAGGAACAAAUACUUCGCCAGACGAAUUCUUCAAAGAUCCGAAUGUUAGAAGAGUCGCAUUAAUAGGGGGAGCUGGUUAUGGUAAAACCGAGAUGACGAAAAAGUUUUCGAAUGACAUGAUGGAUGAAAAGAUUCCAGGGCUAGAGGAAGUUGAAGUUAUACAGCACAUGAACUUUCGAGACUUUCAUGGAGACGAGAAAUUAACCCUGGGAAGUCUCCUGUUAGGAAACGUUAACAUGGCUCCGAGUGACAGAACGAAAAGUAUUGAGUGGAUCGCUAGUAAUCCCAACAAAUAUAUGCUAGUGCUGGAUGGGGCAGAUCAAUACGAAAACAUAAAAGAUUUAGGAAAAAAUCAAGGAACUAGUAAUUAUCGAGACAAAAUGAAUCCAACAGAUAUGCUGAAUGGUUUAUUGUCAGGGAAUCUUCUUCCUGGAAUCCGUGUUCUAUAUUCGUCUCGAGAACACGGAAUAAGAAGCUUUGAUGGCAGUGUCCGCGCGGAUAAAGUCAUUGCUUUAUCAGGCUUUUCAUACGAAUCGGUACAAAUACUCGUCAAACAGCUUGGGGGAGAUGACGGCGAUAAAAUCUGGAAUCAUUUACAAGAGAAAGCACCGGCUUUGAUUCCCAUCUGUACGAUACCGAUGUUUUUAGUAUUCACGGUUCUGGUGGUUUCCAGGCAUAAAGAGAAUCCACCUAAAACAUUCAGUGAAAUUCUUUUGCUUGUGUUACGCGAUAUGACAGUGUCCGAACACGUUCGUGCUAAGGAAGACAUCCACAAAGUAAUUGAUGCUUUAAAGAUAACAUGUUUCCAGGCAACCCAAAAAGGUCAAGUCACUUUCACAAAAAAAGAUUUACCCGAAGAAAUAACAGUUGAAGAUAUACAAGAUCUGAUCAUCAUUUAUCCAGGUACCAGUGGAAUAAAUCAGAAGCUUGUCGAAGGAAACUAUAAGUAUAUAUUAUGCCACCAGAGCAUUCAAGAAGCCCUGGCCAGUUUGGAAGUGAUCGAUAUGACAAUCGAGGAAUUCCGAAAGUUCCUGAACGUUCUUCAUACUGCACACUGGUCCAUGGUUAGAAGAAUAACAAGUGGAAUCAUUUUGAACGAUAAUACUCGCACAUUAGUCAAGGGAAACGACCCAUCAGUCAGUUUAUUAAGAACAGAUUUUAAAUUAUUAUCGUCCGGUUCUGAAAAAAAUACACCUCAAAGGACAGUCACACAUAUUUACCAGGGUCCGGUUACUAUUGAAAAGAAGAAGCAUAUUGUCGCAGCACAAUAUGUAGAGUCUGGUGCAUCAGUAAGCGGCCCAUACAAAGAUGUCAGCUUUACAGCAAUUGCGGGAACGCCGACAGAAUUAGAGUUUGCUAAACAAGAUGCCACACCUGAACAAGCAAAAAAAGAUAAUACAGCAUUGGCAGAUUUUCUUACAUUGAAGCAAGACGCACUAAAGAAAAGUUUUCAAGGACAGUUCCGAAACCCAGAACUUGAGCAACCAGAUCUUCUUGAACUUUUGCAUUCUUUGCAUCAAUGCGAUGACAGCGCAAAAGAAAUCGUAGCUGAUUCGCCAAUGGAAUUGAUCAACUUAAAUAAACUGCAACUCUCGGCUGCGGACUUCCACGUCGUUUUCGGUGCGACUCAGUUUUUCAAAGGGUCAAAUCUCUUUGUCUUGGGACGAUAAACGAAGAACAACUCAGUGAUUUGAAAGGCUUUUUAGCUGAAUCUCGGAUUGCGGUGAACAUUACAACCAUCAAACAAACGAUCACUGACAGUGGCAUCUUCUUAAAUCUUCUGAAGGUGCUUACCAAAUACAAGAAAAAAAUGCAUUUUAAUGCCGUUCAACUGAACACUUUGAAUGAAAUUCAUAUCCCG